Messenger RNA from Dermacentor silvarum, 962 nucleotides. RefSeq names its product coiled-coil domain-containing protein 149-A. The record is from RefSeq and is a predicted model, not a curated record. The transcript has 9 exons. NCBI's taxonomy places the organism in Eukaryota, Metazoa, Arthropoda, Arachnida, Ixodida, Ixodidae. The coding region runs from base 21 to 962 and encodes 313 amino acids.
GUUCAAAGCAUUGAAUUUCGAUGGGCGUGCUGCAAUGUCGGUUGGAGAGCAAGGCAGAGGCCCUUCUCAUCCUCACACGUGACCUGGAACAGUGCCAGAGCGAGCGGGACCAGUUCAAGCUUAUGGCUGACCAGCUCCGUGAGCGUCACGGCGAGCUACGCAGACGCCUCCAGGCCUGGGGUCCAACAAUAGCAAGUGUGUACGACGGCAAGAACCUCAAGGGCCAGACUGAGAAGAGCUUGGCACAGCUACUAUGUGACCUGAAGGAGCAGAACCGGCAACUGCAGUCUGAGAACGAGUCACUCACCCAGAAACUCCGGGAGUCUCUUGAAGAUGGCAAGGCAUGUGAAUUCUCGUAUUUUCACACACACACACAAAUGACAGAGAAAAAGUUGGGCAAAGCAGCAAGAAUCGUGCAAGCUGAUGCACCAUACCUGAAGCAAAAGCACAAAGAACACUUUCUGCGAGAGCAGCUGGAGGCGCAGGGCGCCGCAGCCGCCGUUGUCCCGAUCCAUGGCCCAGUGCUCAGCAAAGCAGGCCGCCAGGAGCUGGUGCGACAGCUCGAGUUGCUCCAGCAAGAUGGAGAGGGCAGUGUGCACAUUGCAUGCUCCAUGCUGGAGGGUGACCUGCAGGCAGUGUUGGACGAGAAAGAGGAACUGGUGCGGACAGGGGACGCGUACCGCCAAAAGGUGGACCGGCUCAACCUGCAGCUGAACCAUGCACUGCGUGGAGGUGCCGACUACGUGCCGCUCGACGUUGAUGCCUUGCUCAUGGAGAACAGGUAUAUGCAUGAGCGAGCAGCUUGUCCAGAGGAGAAGACCUUACUCACAGCCUCACUCAACAAGUUCAAGGCUGGCUUCUUCUUCGAUUCGUUCAAUAAGCGACACAUUCGCCCCAGCUUUUCCGGGGCUGAAAACGCAACACGUACCCCGCACCUGUCGCCACCCUUCUUGAGGUGGUGA